GGAACGCGCGCACACUGACGCGCGCUCCGCACGGACCGCAUCUCCGACCAGCUGCUUUUUUAACGGAAAAAACGGGUGAAAAAAGCAUGAAGUCACUGAAGUCGUAGAUAGAUCCUUCAGAAGUGAAGAAGAAGCGAGGUGAUUUGGUCUGUUACGAACCGAAAAGAUGAAAUCCAGGAGUCAGGACCAGAGUUUGUCUGACUCCAGAGAGCUGGACCGGUCCUACGACCCCCUCACAGGUAAUCCAGCAUCCAAACCCAAUAAAAAGACCAUAAAGCAGCGGUUCCUCAAACUGCUCCCCUGCUACCGCUCCAGCUCCAGCCCUUCAUCCACUCAAAGAAGUAUAGCUGAUGACGGUGAACUGUCAACAGUGUGUUACAGACCUGAGGGCCUCGACCACCUCGUCCAACAAACCAGCUUCAGCAAGAAGGAGCUGCAGAUCCUUUAUCGGGGAUUUAAAAAUGAGUGCCCCAGUGGUACUGUGAAUGAGGAAUCUUUUAAAAGCAUCUAUGCACAGUUCUUCCCUCAGGGAGAUUCUAGUAUGUACGCGCAUUUCCUGUUUGAAGCCUUUGAUACCCACAACAAUGGAACGGUCAGCUUUGAGGACUUCGUCAUAAGCCUGUCCAUCAUCUUGAGAGGCUCCAUCACGGAUAAACUCAACUGGGCUUUUAAUCUGUAUGAUCUGAACAAGGACGGCUGCAUCACCAGAGAGGAGAUGACAGACAUCAUGCACUCUAUCUAUGACAUGAUGGGGAAGUAUACCUACCCCUGUAUGAAGGACACCGCCCCCAAAGACCACGUGGACAGCUUCUUUCAGAAAAUGGACAAGAACAAGGAUGGAGUAGUGACCAUCGAUGAGUUCUUAGAGACCUGCCAAAAGGAUGAGAACAUCAUGCAGUCCAUGUACAUGUUUGACAACGUGAUCUAACGCUCAGUGGACAUAGAUGGGAGUGUUUUCACCUUCCUGGAGCCUGAUUUGCUGCCAUGCUUCAGCUCUUGGCCAGUGUGGAUGUUUCAGGCCUGAACUGGGUGAAACAGGGUGCACAUACUAAAUACAGCAACAACAUGAGGACAUCUAACACCGAAACAGACUGAGCAGAUGUGGGACUUCUGUUGCCAUGUCCUCAAAAUGACUGGACUUUUGUGCUAUGGAAGUUUUAUUUAUUUAUUUAUUUUUUUUAGUAAAAAUGUAAAGGAAAGCAUUAAAUGGUCUUUUACUAUAAUAAAAUGAUAUUUACAGGGACAGGUAAAUGUAAAAGUUCAAAAGUAAAAAGUACUGAUGAAUUGAAGGGUAACAUCCACUAGCUCCUUUACUUAAACAAAUGAUGAACAUUAACUUCUCUAGUGCAUGAAUAAAAAUACACGAGAGCAAGAGAGACUGAAUGUACACAGAAGAAAUGCUCACACUUACAACAAGGAGGGAGUCUGAGCUCAAGCAAUAACCUUCAAGUAACACACUGUCAGAUCUCUUUUGUCACAUUAUUGUAUUCAUUUAUUCUGCUGUACUGUGUCUGCAUGAAAUGUCUGUUUCAACGGAGUGACGAAAUGUUGAAAGUGUUAAUACAUUUUGUAUAUAGAGAUGUUAAAGAUGAUGAUGGUAUGGAAUAAAAAACACAGCUGCUAUGCAAAA
Messenger RNA from Sphaeramia orbicularis (orbiculate cardinalfish), 1630 nucleotides. RefSeq names its product Kv channel-interacting protein 2-like. Lineage: Eukaryota; Metazoa; Chordata; Actinopteri; Kurtiformes; Apogonidae. The transcript is spliced from 9 exons. The record is from RefSeq and is a predicted model, not a curated record. Gene Ontology annotation, cellular component: voltage-gated potassium channel complex. Bases 167 to 928 code for a protein of 253 amino acids. Gene Ontology annotation, molecular function: potassium channel regulator activity; calcium ion binding. Gene Ontology annotation, biological process: regulation of potassium ion transmembrane transport.